AGGCAAGCGACCAGCUGAGCACAGAGCUGAGGACAAGGCUGAAGGCAUAUGUGUGUGUGUGUGUGCGUGUGUGUGCGGUCUUCCUCCCCUACAGCACAGGAGGUGAGAACAAGGCACUGAGAGCCAGACACAGAGAGGGAGAGACAGACAGAGACAGGCUCUUCGCUGGACCAGACAUCUUCAUUGCUGUGGAGGGAUGAGGAGGGAGUGGUGCAGAUUGCCCUGAAGCUCCCGGGACAGCAGCAGAGGCUGUGGCUGUGGAUUGGAAGUUUCCUCAGGAGUAUGCCAGUAUCUCAGAAUGCAGCUGAGGAACCUGCUGUGGCGCCACUCGGUUGCCAUGUGGCUGCUGCUCCAGAGCUUGGUGCUGAUAACCUUUUGCUUUAACUCGGCCACCACAUGUCCCAAACUCGAAAGCUGCUACUGUCAAGACCCGGAUAAGCACAUCAUCCGGUGCAGCAGGAUGAAAUUGAAAGAGGUCCCCAAAGACAUCCCGAACAACACCAGGGUCCUCUUCCUCGAUUACAACGAAAUUACUUCUGUUCCGAACGACGCCUUCAAAGACCUGCACCACCUGGUGGAACUCAAUCUCUCCAAUAAUCUCAUCCACAAGUUGGAAACGCAUGCUUUUCGGGGCUUGAACGAAAGCUUGACCGUUCUGAGCCUGUCGAACAAUAAACUACAAACUGUGAAGGGCGAAGUCUUCAACAAACUGAAAGCAGAUAUAACACUUUCCAACAACCCUUGGUUGUGUGACUGCACGCUGCAGAACAUGAUCAAGGAACUUUCUGUAAAAACCGUGGCCUCCAACGACAUUAUCUGUGCCUCCGCUGCCCAGGAGGAGUUUGUGGGGAAACCUUUUCUGGAGGCUGCGCACAAAGUGAACUUCUGUAACAUCCACAAGAAGACAACUGACGUAGCUAUGCUGGUCACCAUGUUUGGGUGGUUCACCAUGGUGAUAUCCUACUUAGUGUACUAUGUCAGGCAGAAUCAGGAAGAUGCCAGGAGGCACCUGGAGUAUUUGAAGUCGCUGCCCAGCAAGCAGACCAUGGGAACCGUACAUAUCGACAGAGAAUGAGCACUCCACAUGAGCAACAUUCCCGAGUCGGAGUUGGACGGUCUCAAUAGAGGGAAGGGGAUCCCAGAUCAUAACUCAUAACUUUGGAAACUAUUUUGAAACAUGAAUGAAACAUGCCUGGAAUACUCACAUUCCCGCCAAGCCAAUGGGCAGGGGAUGACCAAUUAAAAAAAGGACUGGGUAUUUGCUGGAAAAUGUACACUGCUUGGCUGACAGAAGAAAGUUAAUGGGGUCAUUCUGCUCUCAGGAAAGAACCAUGUCAACCACCUCAGAUGGAACCUCCGCUAGGCCUGUAGCAUAAUCUGCCUGUGAAUUCGGACUGAAAAUGCAGCAACAGAAGAACGUUUCGGAGGGCACGGGCCGGUUUCUGUACCUGAAACGUUACCCGCAUUCCCUUCAGCCGAAAAGCACAAUGUAUUCCAGGAAUCGCGAACAUCUUUUCAAGUGCCUGAGAAAACAGAAUCUGUCUCUAACAUUGAUUUUACAUUGUUUUUCUGCUGCAUUCAAAUCUCGGUGUCUUUUACCCUGGUCUGUACAGGCUGUAUGUCUUUGUCCCCAUUUCCUGUUCUUGUUACAUUCGUCUGAGCUCAUGUCACGGAGUCCUGUAGC
This is a messenger RNA of Callorhinchus milii (elephant shark), 1684 nucleotides long. RefSeq names its product leucine rich repeat containing 3Ca (gene lrrc3ca). The record is from RefSeq and is a predicted model, not a curated record. The coding region runs from base 299 to 1075 and encodes 258 amino acids. NCBI's taxonomy places the organism in Eukaryota, Metazoa, Chordata, Chondrichthyes, Chimaeriformes, Callorhinchidae. Gene Ontology annotation, molecular function: protein binding. The transcript is spliced from 3 exons.